Molecule: messenger RNA, 4011 nt
Organism: Misgurnus anguillicaudatus (oriental weatherfish)
Lineage: Eukaryota; Metazoa; Chordata; Actinopteri; Cypriniformes; Cobitidae
Gene: adamts5
Product: ADAM metallopeptidase with thrombospondin type 1 motif, 5 (aggrecanase-2)
Biological process (GO): extracellular matrix organization; proteolysis
Molecular function (GO): zinc ion binding; metalloendopeptidase activity
Source: RefSeq, a predicted model, not a curated record
CUGUCUGUCUCUCUCUCCCUCUCUCUGUGGUGCUUUUAAGAGGAAACUUUGUGUUUUGUUCUGCAAGUUCACUUUAGUUCCCGCUCCUCUCUCUUGUACAUUUCACUUCCUCGUGUAUCCUCAGAGUUUGGAGCAGAAGAUGCGCACGCGGAUAAAUGGACCGGUUCGGCUCUGUUCCUUAAAUUCAUCUUAAUUCUUUCAUUUGGAUUUACGUCUCCAAAAGUCUUGGACUAAAGUGAACUUCAUUUCUGCAUCGGAUGGAAUGAUGUGGAGGAUUGUUUGGUUGUGUUGCACUCUGUGCGCUUCGUUACGCGCAUCUGGUGGUGUUGCGUUCGGAGCGUUCUCUACACCUGCCAGCGCGUCUCUGCGCACACCUGCCCACCGGAGCAGCGGCGUCGUGCGUGCUGUGGAUCGGAUUUAUCACGGCGGAGGUAAAGCUGGUUAUCUUUUGUACCUGGACGGCAGGCGUUUUCAGUUGGAUAUGGAACGGGAUGAGUCGUUACUGUCGCGUCACUUCAGUCCCAGCGUGGCCGCGCUGCUGAACGCAAGCCAGGACUCGGCGCCGCUGCGCCUGGAAUGCGCUUACCGCGGAACCGUGAACACAAACGCGGAGUCUCUUGCGGUGUUUAGUUUGUGCGGCGGGGGACUUCAGGGAUUUUUUGCCAUUGAUCACGCGCGGUACACGAUCACACCUCUCAUACGGGCGUCGGGACACGAGAAUGACUUGCGCAUCGUUGAGGAUGCUGACGCGACGCGCGCUCUUCACUAUUACACGCGCGAGCGCUUCACUUUCAAAGCGAUGCCCGAGUUGCACAGCUGCGGCACGCGUGACGGGAAAAGACCAAAGCGCACGCGGGGAUCUCGAGGGAUGCGGGGGAACCUGCAGCUGGAUGAGGAUGCGCGCGGAAGAACUUGGUGGACAAAGUUUAUCAAGUCGGAUGCGAGGCGGACGAUGAGGCGCAAGAGGUCCAUGUCUCGCGCCCGGACCGUGGAGCUCCUGCUGGUCGCGGAUGAUACCAUGACGAAAAAAUACGGGAAGGACCUCCAUCACUACCUGUUGACGCUCGCGUCCAUCGCGUCCAAACUGUACGGUCACGCCAGCAUCGAAAACCCCAUCCGUCUGUCUGUGGUGAAGGUCGUGGUUCUGGCAGAGGGUGAGAAAGGCAUUGAAGUGUCCAAAAACGCCGCCGCAACGCUCAAGAGUUUCUGUAAGUGGCAAAACCAGCAGAACCCGUUAGAUGACGACCACCACCAUCACCAUGACGCGGCCAUCCUCUUCACCAGGCAGGAUCUGUGUGGACAUCAUUCAUGCGACACUCUCGGGAUGGCUGACGUGGGUACCGUGUGUUCUCCAGAGAGGAGCUGUGCCGUCAUCGAGGACGACGGACUUCACGCGGCGUUCACCGUGGCGCACGAAAUCGGGCAUCUGCUGGGUCUGUCUCACGACGACUCGAAGUUCUGCGAAGAACGCUUCGGCUCCACCGAGGAUAAACGUCUCAUGUCGUCAAUCCUGACAUCCAUCGAUGCCUCCAAACCCUGGAGCCGCUGUACGUCGGCCACGAUCACAGACUUCUUCGAUGACGGCAACGCCGAGUGUUUGUUGGAUUCACCUCGCCAACCUCUGUUGGGUCCAGAAGAGCUGCCCGGUCAGAGUUACGAUGCCGCACUUCAGUGUCGUUUAGCUUUCGGACCGGAGUACACCAUGUGUCCGGGCAUGGACGUGUGCGCCCGCCUGUGGUGUUCUGUGAUGAGGAAAGGUCAGAUGGUUUGUCUGACCAAGAAACUCCCAGCUGUUGAAGGUACACCGUGCGGCAAGGGAAGAAUCUGUCUACAGGGGAAAUGUGUGGACAAAACUCGCAAGAAACAUUAUUCGGCGUCUAAUCACGGCAGUUGGAGCUCGUGGGGUUCGUGGGGUUCGUGUUCACGCACUUGUGGCAGCGGUGUCCAGUUUGCACAGCGUCUCUGCAAUAACCCUCCACCGCGAAACAACGGCCGGUACUGCACGGGAAAGAGAGCCGUCUACAGGUCCUGUAACGUCAACCCGUGCCCGCCAACCAAAAAGAGUUUCAGACAGGAACAGUGUGCGCUCCGGGACGGCCCUCAAACGGACCCUAAAGGAGUGAAGACUUUUGUGGAAUGGGUACCAAAAUAUGCAGGAAUUCUGCCGAAAGACGUCUGCAAGUUAACCUGCCGGGCGAAAGGCACAGGAUACUAUGUUGUGUUUUCUCAGAGAGUGAUUGAUGGAACAGAAUGCCGGCCGUACAGCAGCUCGGUUUGUGUUAAAGGAAAGUGUGUCCGUACCGGCUGUGAUGGAAUCGUUGGCUCUAAACUUCAGUUUGAUAAGUGUGGCAUCUGUGGUGGAGAUGAAAACAGCUGUAUCAAAGUGGCUGGAAAUUUCACUAAGAAGAGUAAGGGUUAUACGGAUGUGGUGAAGGUGCCCGAGGGCUCGACACACCUGAAGGUUCGACAGUAUAAACCUAAAGGCCAGACACGUUACACCGCUUACCUCGCCCUGCGUCGGCCCGGUGGAGAAUAUCUUCUGAACGGAAAGUUUAUGAUCUCCACGUCAGAGACGGUCAUUCCCCUCAAUGGCUCCGUCCUCAACUACAGCGGAUGGAGUCAGAGAGACGAGUACCUUCACAGCAUGGGCCCCGGGGCCUUACAGGAAAGCCUGGUGGUGCAGAUACUCGCCACAGACGCUAAGAAGCCGCUAGACAUCCGCUAUAGCUUCUUCAUGCCUCGUAAAAUACCGCUCCCCCCUCGGACGUCACUCGUCGUGUCUUCGGCCACUGCCGCGGCGUUGUCGUCGGAGGAGAUCAUGACGUUUACUACCGAGGUUCCUUCGACGACAGAGCCUCCGUCGACCACGAUCGCAGGACCCCGGUGGGUGACGGGACCGUGGAUGAUGUGCUCUAGAACUUGCGAUACGGGUUGGCAAAGUCGCACGGUGCAAUGCAAAGACCAUCAGGACAAGCUGGCCAAAGGAUGCCCGCUCACCGCCAGACCCUCGGCUUUCAAAAACUGCCUGAAUAAAAAGUGUUGAGGACUUAUGGAUGAAAUAAACUGAGGAACGAUGUUGUUUUCUGGUUGGCCACGUCAGGUGUCCAGCAGAGACAGAUGGAGCACAUAAACCCUAACAUGACUGAACCAUUGCUGGUUCCUUUAGACUGACAGUUGUGUUUGUAUAAAUGCUGUUUCAUGAUCUAAACACAAUCACUGUGGACUCCUGCUAGCGUCCAGAUUUGUGUUGGACGCAGAGCUUUGGCUCAGACCGGUCGCUCGAUGUAGCUCCGCCCCUUUGACAAUCCUGCAACCGUUUUCCUGAAGAGCAGUAUCCAGAUGUUUCAGGUCAUAUGAGCAUCAUUCAUUGUCUCACAGUAAUUCAAGUCAAACUAUAAACUUUUGACUGGAGGAGCAGUACAAGCUGUGUGAAAUAAUGAUUAUGUAAAAGUCGACGAUUCAAGAAUCUAAGAUGAUUAUUCAGGACUUGUAUCUGAAUGUCUUGUGGGUUAUCUGAUAACAUUGUUCAUGUGUGUAUGUAUGUUUGUGUGUGUUUCAUUGCACCCUAUUAGGGUGCAGUGAUUAUUAUUAACCCCAUUUGUGACCCUGGACCACAAAACAAGUCAGAAGGGUCAAUUUUCUGAAAUUGGGAUUUCUACAUUAUCUGAUAGCUGAAUACAUUUGAAAAUCUAAGGGUGCACAAAAAUCUAAAUAUUGAGAAAAUGGCCUUUAAAGUUGUCCAAAUAAAGACCUUAGCAACACAUAUUACUAAUGACAGAUAUAUUUUUGAUAUAUUUACGGUAGAAAAUUUACAAAAUAUCUUCAUGGAACAUGAUCUUACUUUAAAUCCUAAUGAUUUUUGGCAUAAAAGAAAAAUUGAUCAUUUUGACCCUUACAAAGUAUUGUUGGCUAUUUCUACAAGUAUACUCGUGUGAUUAAAGGUUUUGUGGUCCAGGGUCACGUUUACAAAAGCAGUGGCACAAAUACACUGAAAAAAAUGAUUCAUUGAAU